GUGUGGUCUGAAGUGUUUCUGAUUAUAGUGGCCGUGGGAAGGAGGAAGAUAGUGUCAUACAGUGAGACCCCGGCAACAGGCAGGGAAUAAAGGGCAAGAAUAGAAGACAAAAAAACAGCGCAACUAUUCUUAAACAUCUCUACGCUGCUCUUUCACUACAGUUUCUAUGUAUUUGAAGUGACACGGGUUGUUAAUAAGAAGGCAAGAUGAGGGCUUUUCUUCUAAUCUUGCUCGUGGGGGCGACACUACUGAAGGUGGCGGCGACGGAGGAAGCGAAGGUGGCGGCGACGGAGGAGAAGGUGGAGGAGAAGAAGGAGCAGGAAGUGCAGGAGAUUAUAGUGGAGGUGGAGAGGCCGACUAGGGAGUAUAAGAAGAAGGAAAAAGAGGAGGUAGAGCAGGAGGCAGGGCCCAUAGAGAGGGAUGAAGAUGGAGAGGUGCCCGUGAUAAUGACGUCCACGGGAAAGGUGUCUGGUAUUCGCGAAAGGUCAACGGAAGGAAAGGCGUUCUUCUCCUACUACUCCAUUCCCUACGCCAAGCCACCCAUCGGGGAACUGCGCUUCAAGGAUCCCCAGCUGCUCUCCGGGUGGGGCGGCGUGCGGGACGGAUCCACACCUCCACCACCCUGCCCCCAGAUGCUCUCCACAGACACACUCACAGGGAAACAGGAGAUACAGGGCGACGAGGACUGCCUUUACCUCAACAUCUUCACUCCCAAGGCUAAGGACUCGCGGCCGCACCUGCCCGUCAUGGUGUACAUCCACGGCGGAGGUUUUGUCUGCGGCUCCACGUCAGAGUACCCUCCCUACCCGCUGCUCAAUGAGGACGUGGUCAUCGUCACCUUGCAGUACCGCCUCGGCAUCCUUGGCUUCCUCUCCACCGAAGACGACGUGAUUACCGGCAACAUGGGGCUCAAGGACCAGACCCUCGCGCUCUCCUGGAUACAGAGGAACGUGCACAAAUUCGGAGGAGACCCGCUCAGCAUCACACUGUUCGAGAGUGCUGGGGCCGCCUCCGUGCACUUCCAGAUCCUCACGCCUAAAUCUAUCGGCAUGUUCAAGCGAGCUAUCCUACACUCCGGGAGCGCACUGUGUCCGUGGGCGAUGGGAGCCAAACACGCCGCUGUGGCAGAGUAUGCGGGGGUGGUGUUCAACUGCACCAUUGACGAGGGCAGCGAGAAGCUCAUCGAGUGUCUGCAGGGAGUGGACGCCUUGAAGCUUGCAGGCAUCCCUCAACACCUCACCGAGUGGCUCUUCUUCCCGCUACUUAUGGGCCCGAGAGUGGACGGCCAGUACCUGCCCAAGCACCCCAACUUCCUGAUGAAGGAGGGACGACACAAGCGAGUGGACCUCAUGACCGGCAUCACGAGGGACGAGGGCGCCUUGUUCAGCCUCAUGAUGUACGCUAAUGAGAUGGAACGCUCCAAACUGGCUUAUGACUUCGUGAGGAAAGGCCCCUUCAGUUUGGAGUUCCGCCCGGAUGACAUCGCGCCGCUCAACCAGACUGUCAUGAUCUUCGACCGCUAUCUUGGAGGACUCAACUUCGACGCCCAGCACUCUGAUAACCUGACCAAAAUGCUCUCCGAUCGCCACUUCAACGUGCCUCAUGACCUCACCUCCCAGCUGUACCACGCCUCCGUCUCGCCCUUCAAGAACUGCACCUACCGAUACGAGUUUAAGCACAAGGGCGGCCGCUCAAUGACUGACAUAUUCAAUCUUGAUAUCGGCAGGCACUGGAUUCCUCACGUGGACGAGCUGUUCUACCUGUUCGAAGGAGGACCAAUCUUCCAGCCACUUGAAUCAGAGGCAGACCUGAAGAUGAGAAAAAUUAUGCUGAAACUGUGGACUAACUUUGCAGCUACAGGGAACCCGACGCCUGACGACUCCCUGGGCUUCAAGUGGGAGGCGAUGAAGAAGGACGACUUGAGCUACCUCGCCCUUCAGACUGAGCCCAAGAUGGAGGAGGACCAAAGACAGGAGGUGCGAGACUUCUGGUACUCGCUCCCACUCGCCCAGAAUCUGUUCAUCCACCCAGAACGUGUCCCUAACUUGGUGUACACCCCUACUGAAGAGGAAACAAUAGCUGAAGACACCACAGAGACACCCACUGACAGAGACACCGCCACCAUCACCACCGCCCCAGUUGAGGAUGUCCUAGAGCCGCCCAAGGACACCGGCAAGGAUAAAGACGAGCUGUGAGUUGUUGGUGUAAUAUUUGGCUUAAAUUUUGAAGGAGUGGUGGUGUAGUUUGAAUAAAUUAAUGUUUGUUUU
This is a messenger RNA of Portunus trituberculatus (swimming crab), 2267 nucleotides long. Its product is annotated as venom carboxylesterase-6-like. The record is from RefSeq and is a predicted model, not a curated record. NCBI's taxonomy places the organism in Eukaryota, Metazoa, Arthropoda, Malacostraca, Decapoda, Portunidae.